CGGCCCCGGCCGUGACAUUUCCUUCGCUCGCAGCCCGGACCCCGAGAAUGGCAGCGCUGGGAGAACUAAGUAAGUUUUCACAAACACUGAAUGGAAUUCCUUCUUCAAACACAGUCAGCAGUGGAAUGGAUCCCUUUCAUGCUUGCAGUAUUCUCCAACAACUUAAAACAAUGUACGAUGAAGGACAGCUGACAGAUAUUGUAGUGGAAGUUGAUCAUGGGAAGACAUUUUCCUGUCAUAGGAAUGUUCUUGCUGCAAUCAGUCCUUAUUUCAGAUCUAUGUUCACUAGCGGCCUUACAGAAAGUACCCAGAAAGAAGUUCGUAUAGUUGGUGUUGAAGCAGAGUCAAUGCAUUUAGUAUUGAACUAUGCAUAUACCUCCAGAGUAAUGCUGACAGAGGCCAAUGUCCAAGCUUUGUUCACUGCAGCUAGUAUCUUCCAGAUCCCUUCCAUACAGGACCAGUGUGCUAAAUAUAUGAUCAGUCAUUUGGACCCACAAAACUCUAUUGGGGUGUUUAUCUUUGCUGAUCACUAUGGUCAUCAGGAACUCAAAGACAGAUCACAAGACUACAUUCGUAAAAAGUUUCUGAGUGUCACCAAAGAGCAAGAGUUUCUCCAGUUGAGAAAAGACCAACUCAUAAGUAUACUGGACAGUGAUGACUUAAAUGUAGACAAAGAAGAGCAUGUUUACGACAGCGUUAUAAGGUGGUUUGAACAUGAACAAAAUAAAAGAGAAGUGCACCUUCCAGAAAUAUUUGCCAAAUGCAUCCGAAUGCCUCUGUUGGAAGAAACAUUUUUAGAGAGAAUCCCUCCCAUGUUUGCACAGGCUAUAGCCAAAAGCUGUGUACAAAAGGGACAACCUAGUGCCAAUGGGUAUACACAACGGCUUGGAAUGACUGCUUCUGAAAUGAUCAUAUGCUUUGAUGCUGCCCACAAACACUCAGGAAAGAAGCAAACAGUGCCUUGUUUUGAUUCAGUCACAGGGAGAGUGUUUAAACUAUGCAAACCACCAAAUGAUUUGAGGGAAGUUGGAAUUCUUGUAUCACCUGAUAAUGAUAUUUACAUUGCAGGAGGCUACAGGCCAAGCAGCAGUGAGGUCUCCAUAGACCACAGAGCAGAGAGUGACUUUUGGAUGUAUGAUCACUCUGGCAAUAGAUGGCUACCUAAGGCUCCUUUGCUACGUGCCAGAAUAGGCUGCAAACUGGUUCACUGCUGUGGUAAACUGUAUGCAAUAGGUGGUCGUGUUUAUGAAGGAGAUGGCCGAAAUUCACUAAAAUCUGUGGAGUGUUACGACAGCAGAGAGAACUGUUGGACAGCUGUCUGUCCAAUGCCUGUAGCAAUGGAAUUUCAUAGUGCUGUGGAAUAUAAAGAGAACAUCUAUGUUUUACAGGGAGAAUUUUUCCUCUGCUAUGAUCCACAGAAAGAUUACUGGGGUUUUUUAACCCCAAUGACUGUGCCUAGAAUCCAAGGCUUGGCAGCUGUAUACAAUGACUCCAUCUACUACAUCGCUGGAACCUGUGGAAAUCAUCAGCGUAUGUUUACCGUAGAGGCCUAUGACAUCGAGCUAAAUAAGUGGACUAGAAAAAAGGACUUCCCAUGCGAUCAGUCCAUUAAUCCCUAUAUUAAACUGGUACUCUUCAAAAACAAACUCCAUUUGUUUGUCAGAGCCACUCAAGUCACUGUUGAAGAACAUGUUUUCAGAACCAGCAGGAAGAAUUCACUGUAUCAGUAUGAUGAGGUUACUGACCAGUGGCAAAAAGUGUAUGAGACUCCAGAUAGGCUUUGGGAUUUAGGCCGGCAUUUUGAAUGUGCUGUAGCUAAGUUGUAUCCGCAGUGUCUUCAGAAAGUUAUUUAA
Emys orbicularis (European pond turtle) is the source of this 1853-nucleotide messenger RNA. RefSeq names its product kelch repeat and BTB domain containing 8 (gene KBTBD8). Gene Ontology annotation, molecular function: protein binding. Bases 48 to 1853 code for a protein of 601 amino acids. Gene Ontology annotation, biological process: neural crest cell development. Lineage: Eukaryota; Metazoa; Chordata; Testudines; Emydidae. The transcript is spliced from 4 exons. The record is from RefSeq and is a predicted model, not a curated record.